Gigantopelta aegis is the source of this 2914-nucleotide messenger RNA. RefSeq lists its product as uncharacterized. NCBI's taxonomy places the organism in Eukaryota, Metazoa, Mollusca, Gastropoda, Neomphalida, Peltospiridae. The record is from RefSeq and is a predicted model, not a curated record. The transcript is spliced from 10 exons. The coding region runs from base 72 to 1202 and encodes 376 amino acids.
ACAGACAUACGGGACAGCAAAAUUAAGAAAGUGACGGGAAAGCAUAGGUUUUGCAUCUAUGAAGGGAAAACAUGAGAUCGAAUGUGAUAUCACGAUUUUGUGUAUUUCUUUAUUUAAUUUAUUCCUUUUCUGGAGGCCUUGCAGAUGGAGCAUGCACGUUUCCUGGUGAUAUCUUGGGCUCGUGGGUUAGAGGAAGUGACAACAAAACAUUGACCUUCAGUUCGUCAUCCGUAUCUGGGCUGAAUAUUACCUUUUCGGCGGUACACAUGGACACAUUUAAUUGUGUUGCGUCCACGGGAACAAAGUAUGUCAUACGAUAUUCAUUCAACCAAAACGCGAUUGAUCAGUAUGCUUUCUUAUGCUUCGAUUUACAAAAGAAGAGUGACAACGUUUAUUUUCUACAUAUUCUAACAGUGAUUUCAAAUCAAGAAAUCCUAGACCAACGCCAAACAGAACCAUACAGCAUAGAGAGUGUUUGUAACAAAGCCACAGACGAAGUGGCCCACACUACUCUCGUCAAAUCAGGUGCAACAAAUAUAGCCAUCUUGUGUCCAUCGCUGCUAUUCGGAUCGUACAACUACACUGUAGACAGCACUUUGUGUCCUGGCGACUCCCGCCUGGACGUGUGCAUCGACAGAAAGAGUAUCAUCGUCAACUACACCAUGUGCAGCGAGAUUGUCGGCUAUUCUGCUAUGGGAGAAAUGGACUGCAUUGGGCACGUCGUCAAGGGAAACACUACUUACCUGUCCGUGUAUAUCCGAGAUACGACAGCAACAUACAGGACAACGUGCUUCGCCAUAGAAAAGAUGGAUAACCAGAUAUUUAUGACAUCACGACAAGUGGACUGUGUUGUGAAUCAAAGCCCAACAUCCAUCAGUGCACCUGGGAGGUCAUUCAAGAUGAUUCCUAUAGUUACCUGCCCCUUUACCGAUGAAAGUCAGGUAGUGGUCAUAGUUGCUGUUGUCGUGUCCCUUCUUAUCGUAGCCGCGGUUAUUGGAGCGUUACUCGUUUACUUUCUGGUAUUGAAGAAGCGGAAACCUAAAACAGCACCCGUUGCUGCAAGUCCAUCAUCGCCAACAAAUAAACCAGUAAGCCCUGGCGACGUGGAAACAACCAAUGCUGUUACAGAGACCACUCCAUCGCCAGCAGCAGCUACUAAUGGCCACGUGAUGCCCUUAAAAGAUGAGAACACACUUUUAUAAAUGACAUUUGGGGGAAUACAAAUAAAAUACGUGUACUCCCGUAAAUAUGAGUAGAAACAUAAGAGCUGAACAGUAUAAUUUGAACUGUUAAUCCUGUACACCACUUACUUAGACGUUGUACUAUGUAUACGGUAAUUCAUCGAGUUUUAUACCAAACAGUCCCAGACUGUGCUGUCCUCUGGUACUGAUGUAACACAUUUAUUUUCAAACUUUCUCAGAACCACAGAUUGAACUGUGUAAUGUUUGUUUCACUGGUUAACAGAGUGGGUGUAUAACACACUAAGAACUUCAAAAGGUUAUGGGUGAAAACAGUCCUGGCCUGCUUGCUCUCGACGAUAAUGGCUGCUGCAUACUUGUCUAGGAAACAGGGUCUCGGUCAACUCACAAGAGAUUGUGUAUUUAUUUAUUUUAAUUAUUUAUUUAUUUAUAAUUUAUAUAUAUAUUUUCUUUUUAUCGGCACAUGCAAAUAAAAAUAAUUAUAUAAUAUACUAGUGGAAAAUGUUCCUAUGCGUUAUUAAAACCUCGCUGAUACAUUUUAUUUUUUGUUGAUACAUUAACAGACAAUCCAUGUCCACAAAAUUGCAGAUAGGCCCUAAACACAUUUCAUGGUGAUUAUGAUGGCUAAAUGUACGUUAAAAAUUCAAUAUCAUGUUUGGCCACCAUUUGCUUCGACACAUUCGCAGCAACGGAAACCUUUGAAAGUUGGGGAAAAAAUGUAUGAAUGUCUUUCCCUAUCUUGCCCAACAUUGGACUCAACUCGUCACAGCUAUCUAAAUUAAACCUGGUCCGAGUUCAGCUCGACCGACCAGAAAAACGUCCGAUAGACUAGUUUAUGCACUUAACGGUAAACGAAAUGUCCACGCCAGGAACCAAUCUAAUAGUUCAAACGUUCGCUGGCUGAACUUGGGUGUUGGAUUCAGCUGUAAAAAGCAACCUGCAAUAGCACAGUCCUUUCUGCUGAACCAGACGGACUGCCUGCACCAUAGUUGGCUUGUUCCGAGGUGAUAUUCUAACAACAGUAUGGCAGUACUGCUGAACGCCGCGGCCGUACUGUAUUAGCGUAACUAGUUGCGGACAUAUCUUCCUCUGACUGACCUUAACCCAGGGUGUUUCGGAAUGUUCGGGAUGUCAGACCUGCCGUUUGAAAGCCAUUUCGUACGUAGCCUGUGGCAUGGACGGCGUACUGACGUGGGCAUCCUCGACCUGAACGAUGUCUAGUACUCCAACACUGUUGACAGUCUCCACACACGCUGUAUGAUGUUCUAGGGAACAUGAAAACGUCCAGCAAAAGCGCCGUACCCCCAUUCCAACCACUGACAUGCGCACAGCUCGAAAACGUUCAUUUUGAGAGAGGCCUGACAUGACAUUAAUAACGUUUAGCUACAAACAAACGUGUUUUGUUUUGUUUUGCUUUUCUUUUCUAUUUUACUGUUUGUGUAUUGUAAUUUUGUAUUGUGGGUUUUUUGGGGUUUUUUGUGUGUUUUUCGAUGUUGUUUUGUUUUGAGUAGUGAGAGUAGACAUCUAACAAAAUAUCGACAAAUAGCAGUACACGAUCCGAAUUGCGAGUAAGCUCAUUUCUGCAUAACAUAGCAUGAACAAAGUAAAGUAAAGUUUGUUUUAUUUAACGACGCCACUAGAGCACAUUGAUUUUUUCUUAUCAUCGGCUAUUGGACGUCAAACAUAUGGUCAUUCUGACACUGUUUUUUUUUUUA